Molecule: messenger RNA, 1167 nt
Organism: Amphimedon queenslandica
Lineage: Eukaryota; Metazoa; Porifera; Demospongiae; Haplosclerida; Niphatidae
Product: ryanodine receptor 3-like
Exons: 5
Biological process (GO): striated muscle contraction; release of sequestered calcium ion into cytosol by sarcoplasmic reticulum
Cellular component (GO): Z disc; calcium channel complex; smooth endoplasmic reticulum
Molecular function (GO): ryanodine-sensitive calcium-release channel activity
Source: RefSeq, a predicted model, not a curated record
UAAUACAAGAGAUUAAUACUCCAACGGAAAAACAGUUAAACACUCUUUUGUCAUUUUCAUCAGACUCGUGCCUCACUAGUGAAUCUCUUAAAGACUCCCUCCAAUCAUUUCACGCUGACCUCAGCUCACACUGCAAUGGAAUCCCAUCGUCCCUCAAUCAGACGACAGACUUAUCAUCAUUUCAAAAACUAGCCAAACUGGUCAGUUUGGUUACUGUUAGGAGCAGCUCCAGUGAAAGCGAGAAUAGUCCCAAUGCCUCUAGUCUUCACAAACUGAGAGAUGUCAUCAUAUCGACUGUCCUCAGAUGGUCCAGGAGCACAAUCUCUGAUAUUAAAAUGGCAGAGAAAACCUACAAACUCUUGUACAGACAGUUCAAUGAGUCUGAGAUGCUCCGGAAAGCUAUCCAGAGGACCUACAUUGUUGAGCAGUACAGUGAGUUCUCUUCUGGCGAGAUUUUGAAAUUCCGAUCUGCACUGGGUAAGAUGAGGAAGAUGCUUGUGGUUGGGUUUGGCGAAGAGGAGGAGCCUGUUUUCCAGGAGCUGUUGCAGGAAUUGAGUACUUGUGAUCUCUUCCAACGUCAUCCUGACUUGUUGAGGUUUGCCGGAGUCCACAGUCUUGUCAUCAAUGUCAUGAAGAGCUACUUCAGCUUCAGUGAGACUCUCUCCAGUGGGUUCCCCUCAUCAUUUGGCACUGAGAGCAGCAGUGGGUUUGUUGGCAUGACUCAGACACUUAAACUAGCUGUCAGUGAUGAAGGGUUUGCUGAUAUAGUUGAAGACUGCUGCAAAUUCCUUUGCUCCUUUGCUCAGACUAGUCAUCAGAAUCAAAUUGCACUCUCUGAGCAUCUUCAGUAUCUCUUGGACGAAUGUCUAAUAUUCUCUGAUCAGGUAGCAAGCAAUAGUACCAAUCCUCUUGAUGUUGCUAUUGCUACCAUAAGCAACAACCUCCAGCUAGUUAUGACACUCUCCAAUGAGGGUAUACUCCACAAGGUAGUACAGUUAAUGCAUAAGAUGAUGAAGUAUGAAGAUGAGGCUUCCAGCACUGCUAAUAACACUAUUUCAAGUCCAAUUCACAAGAUGUCAGUAUUGUAUGAUGCCAUGCCCAUGGAAUGGCUGCCCACUGGUGCUGAAAAGUGUCUCAAGUUCUUACAAGCAGCAGUUUAUGUUAAUG